Messenger RNA from Pogonomyrmex barbatus (red harvester ant), 679 nucleotides. RefSeq names its product G kinase-anchoring protein 1. Gene Ontology annotation, cellular component: Golgi apparatus. Gene Ontology annotation, biological process: signal transduction. The record is from RefSeq and is a predicted model, not a curated record. NCBI's taxonomy places the organism in Eukaryota, Metazoa, Arthropoda, Insecta, Hymenoptera, Formicidae.
UCGUCGUCGUCGUCGUCGUCGUCGUCAUCAUCGUCAUCGUUGUUGUUGUUGUUCAACGGCGUCGUUCAAUUAUUCUCAGCGCGCGUCUCAUUUGACGAUCGCAUCGCUGUUUUAGACAUUUUACGAACCGUGACGUCGACAUCGAGAUCAAUCGCGGUCGACUUUUUUUGUCAGCUUGUCACCGCGUCUCCGCGGUUUAACGCCGGAAAUACACGGUUCGCCGUUGCGUCAAUCUCGAAGUGUGUCUUCGUUGGUAAACUACAGAAAGAUGGCGACCGCUGUACCGUCGAGAUUCGCCGUACUCAGUCUCGAGGAUGACGAUUACAAACCGAAGAAAACGCAAAAGAGCGCGACAACGAGCAAAACUAACGCCAAGAAUAAAGGCGACAAGUCGAAACAGCAGCAACAACAACAACAACAGCAACAACAGACGAAUAAAAAAAAGCAAAACAAAGGAAAAAAGAAGAAAACGAAUAAUGACGAUCAGCAGUGGGAACAAUGGAAGCAAAAGGAUACGAUGGUAAAAUAUCAAUUUUCCACUAAAUUGUAUGAUUAACAAUUAGUAAUUCGUUUCUUGAUUUUACAUCAGGCAUUUAUUAUGAUCAGAUAUAUAUUUUACAAAUUAUUUUCAUGUAUUCCUUUGGAUCUUGUUUCAACAAUUUAAUUGUACAAAAUGUAC